CUCAGGCCUGUGUUUUCAAGCGCUCACCGUCAGCUGUCGGGAAGUUAUGGCAGAAACAAAAGGCGACGCUGUUCAGAUACAUUCAAGGAGUGAUUCACUCGCUCGCUUUAGACUGUCCUCGUUAUGUUUUUUUAAUUGUUAGCUAUCGACGAACAGGUGGCUGGUUCCAGCAUCACUCUGCCAGUGAAUCUACCUUUCCUUGCUGAUUGUACUUCAUUGGUAUCCCACAAUGCUCAGUGUGCAACCUUCACUUUGUGUGAACCAGCACUGUCCUUCGCUAUAGCAGCAGUACUCCAGGCCGAAGUGCUCUGCUCUGGUUGGACCCAAUCUGCCACCUGUUUGGCUAAUCCUACCUUAUUACACACUUUCGCCUCAGACAAAGUCUGUCCUAAGUAGCCAUGGUGUCCAGACCUGGUGACAUUCCAGCCCUAGAGGCAGGCUCAGGAGGGAGUGAGGGCCUGCUCGGGGGCAUGUCCAUCCCCGCUGGAAUGGCUCGACGAGCCCUCAGCUAUGACGACAACUUGGAGAGACCUAUGUCUCCUCCUCCCUCUGAUAUCAACAUUACCAACUUGUGGAAAAGACCUGUCAUUCCUGAGAGAAAGUUCUCCCGAUUGGCUGAGGAGGAUGAAUCGGACAUCGCAAUCAAGGGUACACCUGCCCUUGAGCCUUCUCAUCCUUCAGCUCCAGUGGUGAAGGCCAAAGCCUCAGUCCUCAUGAACUCUCUCAUCAUCAAGCAGACCCAGGAGAGCAUGCAGAACUUUGAAAAGAGAGCUGGAUUGACAGAUACAGGAUACACGCCACACAAAGGCCUGACUGCUGAAGAAACCCGCUACCACCGCAUGGCUGAGUCAAUGCAGAAAGUGCACAUGCAAAGUGUUGACAUUAAGGAGGAUAAGCAGCCCUCUUCUGCUCAGUCAACCCCAUCUGGAACCCCUCAGUCAUCCCCCAAACAGAAACGCAGGAGCUGGUUCAGCAGUCAGGGCUCUGUGGCCUCCCUCACUGGCUCAGAGCUCAGCUCGAGCUCCAGCUCUAGCAUGGACCUGGGAGCUAGUGAUGGAGCCGUGGAGCGCUGGAGCGUCUUUGGACCUAGACCCCAGGUUCACAAGUCUACCUCUGACAUGGGUGCAGAAUCAGGCUCCACAGGGGGCUUUGCCCUGCAGCCCUACAAGGGCGCUCAGAAGCCCACCCCCAUGGAGGUCAUGAAGGCACAGGCCACCCGGCUGGCCGAGGAACCAACCAAUUUCAAAGCUCCGCCAAAAAUGGAGAUCCCCACUGUGGAUGGCAAGCGGCAGAUGACGCGGCCCCACAAGCUCAAACACCGUGACAUGAACGUGCUAACCCCCUCAGGCUUCUGAAAGCCCACCUUAGCAUUCGCUCACACCACUGGAAACACGUAGCUGGUCUACCCUCUUUCCCUUCCUAUUUGUGUCCCUCGUGCUGUGAGGUGACUGAAGUGUUUUUUUUUUUUUUUGUUUUUUUUAAUUUUCUCUUUUAAAAAAGGGUUAAAAACAGUCUGUGCCCACAUGAUUCCUAAUGAUAGCCUUCCUGUUUUGUCUUGUGUAAAUGUUAUGCCUCAAAAUAAGUGUGUGUAAUGAGGUGCCAUUUUUCUUCGCUUUCUGCCUCUUCACACUUUAGCCUUUCAGUGGGCUCGAGUUACAUUUCGUUGGGUAUCUUAUGUUUAUCACUUCAUUCACAACAGUGUUAAAUUACCUCUGUUUCACGUUCUCUAAGAGAUAUUGAUAAAGUACAUGCUAGACAAUCUGGCCUCUGGAUUUUAUGUUUUUUUUUUUUUUUUUUUUUUUUUUUGCAUGUUCUGUAGUGCAGCUUUGGGUUGGUAGUAGACCUCUCGUUUCCUGCCUGCCAACAGCUGUCAUCUUAUAUUCCUCAACACCAUAGUAGCUACUGUAACCUCAAGAUUAUGUGGUCUGGUCGUGUCUCUUGAUAACCUGUCUUGAGUCUUUGAACUGAGUCUACUGUAUUGAAGUAUGAAACAAUGUUCUUGGCAGUUUUCAUACUGCAGUGUCAAGUAUAUUGUUAGGAAGGCGCUAAUUUUGUUAGGCUGAUGACUAAGUUUACUAUUUAAUGUAGAUGAUGUGAACGGUCUGUUCUAUUUUUGUUAAAUUGUGAAAGUUUUAUUUGUUAAAUUUCAAGAAGUUGAAUGUAUAGUUCAGCCUUCUUGGUGGACCUGUAAAAACCUAAAUAAAUCUAAACAUGAGUUUA
Pygocentrus nattereri (red-bellied piranha) is the source of this 2220-nucleotide messenger RNA. Its product is annotated as KIAA1191 ortholog. Bases 399 to 1355 code for a protein of 318 amino acids. Gene Ontology annotation, cellular component: cytoplasm. The record is from RefSeq and is a predicted model, not a curated record. NCBI's taxonomy places the organism in Eukaryota, Metazoa, Chordata, Actinopteri, Characiformes, Serrasalmidae. The transcript has 9 exons.